CGUUGCCAGGCUGCGCCCCUCCCUGAACUGGCUUCUUACACCCCUCGACCACUACAAAUAGACCCUGUCUCCAACACGUAGUCUACUACAUCACUCAUAGAAUCAUUGCACUCUUCUCAACUACUAUACCCUUACCACCCAAUUCUCUCAAACCACCCCACCCUACAUAUACGUCAACAUGGCUGCCACCGUCAACGUCGAGAACAUCUCCACCAAGACCAGCGAGGAUGAGAUCAAGAGCUUCUUUUCCUUCUGCGGAAAGAUUCAGUCGCUCAGCGUGAAGCCUUCGGGCGACGACACACAGUCAGCCUCCGUCACGUUUGAGAAGGCCGCUGCCGCCAAGACCGCCCUUCUCCUCGACAACACCCAGCUUGGACACAACUCGGUCCAGGUCACAUCAGCUAAGAGCCUCGACGAGAUUGCCGGCGAGAAGUCUGCCGCCGCCGAAGACGCCAAGGACGGCGACCACCACAUCGAGCAGGAGCAGAAGCCCCGCGCACGCAUCAUCGCCGAGUACCUCGCCCACGGCUAUGCCAUCUCCGACAAGGCCAUCGAGAAGGCUCUUGCAGCAGACAAGCAAAACGGCUACAGCACCAAGUUCAUGAACAUCCUCAACAACUUCGACCAAAAGACCCAGGCUACACAGAAGGCGCAAGUCGUCGACCAGAAGCUGGGCGUAACAAACAAGGGCUACGCUGCCUUCAACAUGAUGACCAGCUACUUUGACAAGGCCGCAUCUACACCCACUGGACAGAAGCUUCGUGCUUUCUACGACCAGGGAAACAAGACUGUCAUGGACGUCCACAACGAGGCCAGGCAUUUGGCAGACCUUAAAAAGCAGAAGCCUGCUGGUGAGGAGGGUGCUGCCGCUACCGCCGAGAGCAGCGAGAAGCCCGCCCAGGGUCAGAGCGAGAAGAGCGCAGACUCCUACGCUGCUGCUGCCGCUCCUACUUCCUAGAUGCAAACACUAUUGUGCUGACAGCGGAGAGCUGCAAUGGCUUUUCUUUCGGUUUUACGAUUCCCACUUGGUUUACAGUCUGUAUGAAUACUUGCGCAUGAUACCGAUGACGGCACGAGCAUGGAGUUGGAAGGAGAUGGUUUAUUCAGCCUACGAGAAAAGAAUUCUAUCUAG
This is a messenger RNA of Alternaria alternata, 1132 nucleotides long. Its product is annotated as RNA-binding protein Vip1. NCBI's taxonomy places the organism in Eukaryota, Fungi, Ascomycota, Dothideomycetes, Pleosporales, Pleosporaceae. The record is from RefSeq and is a predicted model, not a curated record. The coding region runs from base 179 to 958 and encodes 259 amino acids. Gene Ontology annotation, molecular function: RNA binding. The transcript has a single exon.